AUGUUGCCGGACAGAACCUUAUCCAUGCCAGAAGAAAAACGCCCAGCUGGGUUCAAGAAGGCCAAACAACGCGUCAGAGUUUUGCUGACAAGUAACAAAACAGGAAAGCAUAAGCUGAAGCCCCUCAUUAUAGGAACGUCGCAGAAUCCACGCUGUCUCCACCAUGUCAACCGAUCAAUCUUACCUGCUGUCUACGCCGCCUCCAAGAAUGCCUGGAUGACAGCAGCUAUCUUUCAAGAAUGGUUUUUCCAUAAGUUUAUUCCUGCAGUCAGACAAUAUCUACAAAGACUUGAGGAAAAGGCUAUACUGUUGAUGGACAACUGCCCCGCCCACCCACCUACGACCACGCUGAUAUUGCAUGACGGGAAGAUUAGAGCAGUGCUUCUCCCAAAGAACACCACCUCUCUCCUCCAACCGAUGGAUCAAGGCAUUAUCCAAGCUUACAAGUCUCACUACCGAAGAGGACUUAAACUUGUACAGCGCCUGAAAUGCCUUGAGACCAUUGAUUGGCCAGAUCAACGAAAGGAAAAAGUAGCAUCAGUACUCACCUUGGACAUGAAUUCACCAGUGAUUGCAGCAAGUGUCCAAAGGGAGGUGCUAGAGCUCAUAGAAGACCUCAGGGAGGUGAUCAAGAAAUGUUUGAAAAACCUGAGGACGUGA
Molecule: messenger RNA, 660 nt
Organism: Haliotis rubra (blacklip abalone)
Lineage: Eukaryota; Metazoa; Mollusca; Gastropoda; Lepetellida; Haliotidae
Product: jerky protein homolog-like
Exons: 3
Coding region: 1-660 (219 amino acids)
Cellular component (GO): nucleus
Molecular function (GO): DNA binding
Source: RefSeq, a predicted model, not a curated record